This is a messenger RNA of Pecten maximus, 2040 nucleotides long. RefSeq lists its product as uncharacterized. The record is from RefSeq and is a predicted model, not a curated record. The transcript has 2 exons. NCBI's taxonomy places the organism in Eukaryota, Metazoa, Mollusca, Bivalvia, Pectinida, Pectinidae. The coding region runs from base 383 to 1717 and encodes 444 amino acids.
AUGAUCUCCUUGACACGAUAGCUUCCUGACAGAAGUCUACUUCGGGCUAGCCGUAUCUGUUCCCUAAAGUCACUUUAUCAGUCACCAUGAAGCUUCUGUGGGCUUCGACCAUACUUACCUUUUUGGCGAUAUCUUCAGCCAUACCGAAAAAGGUCCUUCGCCAUCAAAGCCGCCCAGAAAAUAUGAAAGUGGAUUACUAGCCAGCAUUCUUUUAGAACUAUAUGCCACGCGACAGGAAUAACACAGAGAAGGGAAACCCGAUGGAAACGUCCGAACUGGUCUUCCAAAAUUUAGACCCGAAAGGAAAGAAAACGAUGAGAAUGUCUUAGAUAUAGCUUCCAGAGAAGCUCCUGAGGAACUGUCAAAGAAGCAAAGGCUUCGAAUGUCGGAAAAUCCACAGAAGGAUAGGCUCUCAGAUAUUGCUUCCGGAGAAGCUCCUGAGGAACUGUCAAAGAAGCACAGGCUUCGAAUGUCGGAAAAUCCACCGAAGGAUAGGCUCUCAGAUAUUGCUUCCGGAGAAGCUCCUGAGGAACUGUCAAAGAAGCACAGGCUUCGAAUGUCGGAAAAUCCACAGAAGGAUAGUCUCUCAGAUAUUGUUUCCGGAGAAGCUCCUGAGGAACUGUCAAAGAAGCACAGGCUUCGAAUGUCGGAAAAUCCACAGAAGGAUAGUCUCUCAGAUAUUGCUUCCGGAGAAGCUCCUGAGGAACUGUCAAAGAAGCACAGGCUUCGAAUGUCGGAAAAUCCACAGAAGGAUAGGCUCUCAGAUAUUGCUUCCGGAGAAGCUCCCGAGGAACUAUCAAAGAAGCACAGGCUUAGAAUGUCGGAAAAUCCACCGAAGGAUAGUCUCUCAGAUAUUGCUUCCGGAGAAGCUCCCGAGGAACUGUCAAAGAAGCACAGGCUUCGAAUGUCGGAAAAUCCACAGAAGGAUAGUCUCUCAGAUAUUGCUUCCGGAGAAGCUCCCGAGGAACUGUCAAAGAAGCACAGGCUUCGAAUGUCGGAAAAUCCACCGAAGGAUAGGCUCUCAGAUAUUGCUUCCGGAGAAGCUCCCGAGGAACUGUCAAAGAAGCACAGACUUCGAAUGUCGGAAAAUCCACCGAAGGUUAGGCUCUCAGAUAUUGCUUCCGGAGAAGCUCCCGAGGAACUGUCAAAGAAGCACAGGCUUCGAAUGUCGGAAAAUCCACCGAAGGAUAGGCUCUCAGAUAUUGCUUCCGGAGAAGCUCCCGAGGAACUGUCAAAGAAGCACAGGCUUCGAAUGUCGGAAAAUCCACAGAAGGAUAGGCUGUCAGAUAUUGCUUCCGGAGAAGCUCCUGAGGAACUGUCAAAGAAGCACAGGCUUCGAAUGUCGGAAAAUCCACAGAAGGAUAGUCUCUCAGAUAUUGCUUCCGGAGAAGCUCCUGAGGAACUGUCAAAGAAGCACAGGCUUCGAAUGUCGGAAAAUCCACAGAAGGAUAGUCUCUCAGAUAUUGCUUCCGGAGAAGCUCCUGAGGAACUGUCAAAGAAGCACAGGCUUCGAAUGUCGGAAAAUCCACAGAAGGAUAGUCUCUCAGAUAUUGCUUCCGGAGAAGCUCCCGAGGAACUGUCAAAGAAGCACAGGCUUCGAAUGUCGGAAAAACCACAGAAGGAUAGUCUAUCAGAUAUUGUUUCCGGAAAUGCUUCUGAAAAGGCUCAGAGAUUGUCAAAGAGAGAAAGAGUGAUACUAUCUUGGCUCAGAGGGUAGUGUCAUAUACAUGUCUUGCGGAAGUGCUCCACAGGAACUGUCAAAAGGAACAAAGCUUGCGAAUAUUUUGAAAUCCACCGAAAAAUAAUCUCAGAGACAUUUCUUAGGGACUUAAACCUCCUUACAAAACAUUUCUUGUCUCGCCAAUUUGUUACCUAUUUUUCUUUUUAAUUUUUCGAUACAAUAAUUAGUUGUUCUUAUUUAUUUAAUACUUCAUACUGUUUACUUAAAAAAUAGGAAGCAAAUCAAAUGUGCUGAUGAUGAAUUUCAUGAAUUUCGUGUUUUUUUUUCUUUCUUUCAUUUGUGUUUCAAAAAUAAAUAUG